AGACGCUCUCCUUUUUCUGGUCCUGUUUGCCACCUUUUUUUUCUUUCUACUCUUCACUCUUCUGGUUUACUCUACUCCUCUUCAUACUGCCCAGCAUUUUUUCCCUUCUUUUUCUCUGUCUCUCUCUCUCCUCUAUUUCUCUAUCUCACGUUCACUCUAUUUUUCUGCAUUCCAAUCAUUGUAAUUUAAUCAGCACUUUUUUUUUGUUUGUUUAUUUUUUAAAUACAUAUUACGCAUUGUUCUGUUCAUCAUUCAUCUUUUAUAAUAAUCCUUGUCCAACCAAUGUCGAACGUUCCUCAAGAUGUCUUGCAGCAAUUGGUGCAGGUCUUGGCAAACCUCGUCUCAAAUGACAAUGCUGUCCGCUCAGCCGCAGAAGAACAACUAAACAAUGAAUGGAUGGUCAAGAGUCCUGAUGCUCUUCUCUCUGGAUUCGCUUACCUCUCCCGUCACAGUGAGGAGGCUGAUCUCCGUUCUUUUGCUGCUGUCUUGACUCGCCGAGUUGCAUUCAAGGGUAUCCCCAACCAGGAUCCCGAAGCCGAAGAAGUUACACUCUGGGAUGUUACGCAGGAGCAGACUCGACAGGCUAUGAAGACCCAUUUCUUGGAAGGUCUUUCACAAGAAUCUAACAAGUCUGUCCGUAACAAAAUCUGCGAUACAAUUGCAGAAAUGGCUCGUGCCUCCAGUUUGAAAGGCCAGCCUUGGCCUGAGCUCCUCCCUGCACUGUUUGAAUGCACAAAAUCGCCUUCCCCAGAACACCGAGAGUCAGCUUUCCGCAUUUUUACCUCUGUCCCCAAUUUGAUUUCUGGACAACAUGUUGAUAUCCUCAAGUCUGUUUUUGCAAACAGUUUACGCGACGAGAACCUUCAGGUUCGCCUUGCUGCUGUCAAGGCUGCAAUUUCCUUCAUGCUGGAUACCAAUAAUUCCACUCGCACCAUGAUGGCCUCAUUGAUGCCUCAAUUGCUUGAAGUUCUCAACGCUCUUGUCACUACAGGAGAUGAAGCGUCGCUGAUCGACGGCUUAGUCGUCAUGAUUGAGUUGGCGGAGAAUUCCUCUCGUCUUUUCCGUCAUGUCAUUGCUGACGUCCUUCCUUUCAUGAUCGGGAUUGUAAAGAAGAAGGAGUUCGAGGAUCGCACUAGGCAGUCGGCUUUGGAGCUGUUGCUCACUCUGGCCGAGUGUGCUCCCGGUAUGGUUCGCAAGGUUCCAGAUUAUACUACUACCAUCGUCCCAGUCGCUUUGGAGAUGAUGACCGAGUUGGAGGAAGAUGAAGAUUGGUAUACUACUGAUGAUUUGGAUGAGGGCGAUAAUGAUGAAAAUUAUGUCAUUGGAGAACAUGCCAUGGACCGCUUGGCCCGCGCUUUGGGAGGCAAGGCUAUGCUGCCUGUUUCAUUUGUCUACAUUCCUCAGAUGCUUGCGAACGAGAACUGGAAGGCUCGUCAUGCUGCCCUCUUUGCUGUUUCUGCCAUUGGCGAAGGUUGUGUCCGCAUCAUGGAGGCUGAGCUUGGAAAAAUCAUCAACAUGGUACUACCCUUUUUGCGGGACCCUCACCCUCGCGUUCGUUAUGCAGCCUGUAAUGCCAUUGGUCAAAUGUCCACAGACUUUGCCGGCCCUAUGCAGAAAAACCAUCACGCCGUCGUUUUGACCAACCUUAUCCCUGUUAUGGACGAUGCUCCUUUCCCUCGUGUUCGUGCUCAUGCCGCCGCUGCUUUGGUCAAUUUCUGUGAAGCAGUAGAGAAAGGUACUCUGGAACCUUAUCUGGAUGCCAUCUUCGAGCGCCUUUUGUCGCUUCUUAACACUGGAACGACCUAUGUCCAAGAGCAGGCCAUCACCACUAUUGCAACAGUUGCAGACAGCGCUGAGGAUCGCUUUGUAAAGUAUUACAGCGCCAUUAUGCCUCUCUUGAUCAACGUUCUCCGACAGGCCACCAACAAAGAGUACAGACUUUUGCGUGGAAAGGCCAUGGAGUGCGCUAGUUUGAUCGCGCUGGCGGUCGGUAAGGAGGUCUUUGCUCCCCAUGCACAAGAGUUUAUUAAGCUCUUGGUUCAAACCCAGACCAGUGUAACUGAAGCAGAUGAUCCUCAGGUUUCUUAUCUCUUGGCUGCUUGGGCUCGUAUUUGUAAAGUACUUGGACGCGAUUUUGUCCCAUACUUGGACAUUGUCAUGCCUCCUCUUCUGGCUAGUGCUCAACUUAAGCCAGAUUUUGCAGUUCUGGACCCUGAGGACGAUAUUGAAUCGAAGUACUCUGCAGAGGAUGGCUGGGAGUUUGUUGGGGUAGAUGGUCAACAAAUUGGAAUCAAGACUACAGUUUUGGAGGAGAAGUGCACUGCUGUUGAAAUGUUGAUCUGCUACGCACGUGAGCUUGGAUCUGGUUUCCGUCCUUAUAUUGAGAGGGUUCGUGACAUUGUCCUGCCUCUUCUCAAAUUCUACUUCCACGAUGGUGUUCGACAUGCUGCAGCUGCUACACUCCCGCAGUUGAUCUCUUGCGCAAAGCAAUCUGAGCUUGGAGACGAGUAUGUGAUCAAUCUCUGGCAUGGAAUUUGCUCCAAGAUUUUGGAGGUCAUGGCCACAGAAGCUGAUCCCGCCUUCUUGCUCCAGUUGUACGUGUCAUUUUAUGAGUCCCUCGACUUUAUGAACGGCCCUAGUCUGAGCCCACAGUUGCUCGAGGAAUUUACGCGUGCCACUGAAGCUCAACUGAAGGAGUUCUACGCUCGCCUGAAGCAUCGUGAAGAAGCUCGUUCCAGCGCAGAUUUUGAGGCUGAAGAUGAAGAGGACAUUCAGGAGGAGGAGAUGAAUGAGGAAGCUGUUUUGGGAGAAAUGUCGCGUACUAUCCACAGUAUCAUGAAGACACAUGGAACUGCAUACUUGCCCAUGUUCAAGUCUUUGGAGCCCGUCAUUACUACCUUCCUUGCUGACUCUCACUCUUCCUCGCGUCAAUGGGCCAUUUGUGUCCUCGAUGACCUGAUCGAGUUUACAGGACCCAAUUCAUGGCCAAUUAUGGUGAACUACUUGCCCAAGAUGCUCGAGUCUGUAGUUGAUCCUGCGGGCGAUGUUCGUCAGGCUGCUUGCUACGGCAUGGGAUUGUGUGGACAGUUUGGUGGACCUGACUAUGCAGAAGUGUGCAGUGCUGCUUUAACUCCACUUUUCCAAGUGAUUAAUGCACCUCAAGCGAGAGAAACUGAGAAUGUAUAUGUGACGGAAAACGCCAUCUCUGCAGUCACCAAGAUCUGUAAAUUCAACAGCUCAAAGUUUGAUGUUAACACGGUCCUGCCCUCAUGGGUUCAGUCGCUUCCUCUUUUGAAUGACGAGGAGGAGGCACCAACAACAUAUACUUAUCUUUUGGAUCUUAUGGAUGCUCGACACCCCUCUGUUCUUGGACUCAAUAACAUUAACAUGCCUCACCUGGUGACAGUGAUGGUGGAAGCUCUUGUGGCUGGUAUUAUUCCCGAACCUAUUGCUACUCGUAUGGUUCAUACACUCAAGGCUGCGUUAGGAACAUUGGAUUCAAACACUACCUCUAAUAUCUGGAACAGCAUCUCGCCUGAAAAGAGGAAGACUCUCCAGGAUUUGAAUUACUUGUAAAAAAGAAAAAAAAGGCUUGUGGAGUGGAGACAUUGAAAAGGAAGAAUAACCAGAGAGUUUUGUUUUUGGAAGGACAUAUUACCAUAGAUAAAAAAAUAUAUUGCUUUACAC
Messenger RNA from Lobosporangium transversale, 3687 nucleotides. Its product is annotated as importin subunit beta-3. The coding region runs from base 283 to 3576 and encodes 1097 amino acids. The transcript has 5 exons. Gene Ontology annotation, biological process: protein import into nucleus. The record is from RefSeq and is a predicted model, not a curated record. Gene Ontology annotation, cellular component: nucleus; cytoplasm. Lineage: Eukaryota; Fungi; Mortierellomycota; Mortierellomycetes; Mortierellales; Mortierellaceae. Gene Ontology annotation, molecular function: nuclear import signal receptor activity.